AUGAAAAGGCUCCUGCUACUGCACCCCCAAGUGGGAAAUGGCGGCGUACAACGGCAGGAACCUUUUUCUCAACUGCGCAGAUGGAAAAAGUACAUUCCCUUUUAUGAUGUCAACAAGGGGUACAAGAAGAGGGGGAGGAGUGAAGAUGUGAACGAGGGGAAGCAGCUCAAAGAGGUGGAAAAUAUCCGUUCAAGCAGCACCGGUGGAGACGAUACACAGUCCAGUUGGGCUCAGCAAAGAGACGCAGAUAAUACCAAUCAGCCGCCUCCCUGUGAGCAGCUCGUCCCCCCAGUGUCCCCUAUGAAGGGAUUAAAGCUGCUCCUAAGCUGUCGACAUGUACAAAGCGGGUACCCUCAUAGUGGUCAUGCCUCCCCCAUGGAGAGUACCAACCGGGAGGAAAAAAUUCACUUCAAUUUAAUCAUCAAGAUUGAUAUCAAGAGAGAGUCACUAAGAGGCAUGUGUAACCUUCCUCACAGUGUAGACAGGAACAAAAAGAUCCUCGUGCUAGUCGAUGAAGAUCAUCAGACAUUGAAGAAGGCUGGAGCCGAUUAUGUAGGCUUAGAAUACAUUAACAAAAUAAAAAACGGAUGGCUGGAUUUUCACUUAUGUCUGUCCGAUUUUAAAAACAUCAAUAAGAUCCUUCCUGUUGCCAAAAUAUUAGGACCGAAAAAGUUAAUGCCAAAUGUUAAGUCCAAUACAUUAGUACACAAUCUGGUGGAUGCCAUCCUCUCCAUAAAGAGUGGCAACCGAAUUGAGUACCGAAGUGAACAAGUCGACACAGACACCUUUGAUCUGUUCAGUCAGAUUUAUCAAUUUAGGAAUAUCCAUUUGGGUUCUAUAGCCAACCUGAAUGUCAAUAUUGCGUCUACUGAGAUGGACCCGUACGAUACGCUGGAAAAUAUGAAGUGCUUCGUUACAGAGAUUCUCAAGUGCAAUGUUCACUCGAGUCACAUGGAGAAGGAUGCAAAGGCUACGUUCACGUGGCCACCUGUCACUUGCAAGAGGAAGAGGAAGAAGCUGCUGCACGUGCAAGCAGGUAGUCCGCUCCUCAUCGGUGGAGAACACCACUCUGAGUCCUUCCUCCUCGGGGCAUACGUCACCGUGCCUGGCGUUCCCAAGAUAUUCCUGCACCCGCAGUUGCUGCUCCCCCACUCGGAGGGCUAUUCCGUUUAG
This is a messenger RNA of Plasmodium inui San Antonio 1, 1173 nucleotides long. RefSeq lists its product as hypothetical. The transcript has a single exon. The record is from RefSeq and is a predicted model, not a curated record. The coding region runs from base 1 to 1173 and encodes 390 amino acids. NCBI's taxonomy places the organism in Eukaryota, Apicomplexa, Aconoidasida, Haemosporida, Plasmodiidae.